UCGGCGGCCAGUGCAGGCCCGGAGGCGGGAGCCACCGGGCAGGGGGCGGGGGUGAGCCCCGACGGCCAGCCCGUCAGCUCUCGCCUCAGACGGGCGGGAGCCACGGCCCCGCUCGCUCCCCAUUGUCUGCGCCCCUGACCGGUGCGCCCUGGUGCCACGGUGCGGCCCGGCGGGCAGCCUCCUAUCGUCACUUCAGCCAGCGCCGCAACUAUAAGAGGCGGUGCCGCCCGCCGUGGCUGCCUCAGCCCACCAGCUGGGACCGCGAGCCAUGCUGCCCGCCGCCCGCCCCCAGGGCUGUUAGAGCCAGACUGCGAAUUCUCGCCACCGCCGCCACCGCCGCGACCCGUCCCACCGUCGCGGGCAGCAGCCAAAGCCGCCCCAACUUCAGCACAGAGCAGGCGAGGCCGGGCAGGCCAUGGGGCACUGGGCGCUGCUGCCCGGCUGGGUUUCUGCUACGCUGUGGCUGGCGCUGGCCGCUCUGCCCGCAGCCCUGGCCGCCAACAGCAGUGGCCGAUGGUGGGGCAUCGUGAACGUAGCCUCCUCCACGAACCUGCUGACCGACUCCAAGAGUCUACAACUGGUGCUCGAGCCCAGUCUUCAGCUGCUGAGCCGCAAACAGAGGAGGCUGAUCCGCCAGAACCCGGGGAUCCUGCACAGCGUGAGCGGGGGGCUGCAGAGCGCUGUGCGAGAGUGCAAGUGGCAGUUCCGCAACCGCCGCUGGAACUGCCCCACGGCUACGGGGCCCCACCUCUUCGGCAAGAUCGUCAACCGAGGCUGUCGGGAAACGGCGUUUAUUUUCGCUAUCACCUCCGCCGGGGUUACCCAUUCGGUGGCGCGCUCCUGCUCAGAGGGCUCCAUCGAGUCUUGCACGUGCGACUAUCGGCGGCGCGGCCCUGGGGGCCCCGAUUGGCACUGGGGGGGCUGCAGCGACAACAUCGACUUCGGCCGCCUCUUCGGCAGGGAGUUUGUGGACUCCGGGGAGAAGGGGCGGGACCUGCGCUUCCUCAUGAACCUUCACAACAACGAGGCUGGCCGCACGACUGUGUUCUCUGAGAUGCGCCAGGAGUGCAAGUGCCACGGGAUGUCGGGCUCGUGCACGGUGCGCACGUGCUGGAUGCGGCUGCCCACGCUGCGCGCCGUGGGCGACGUGCUGCGCGACCGAUUCGAUGGCGCCUCGCGCGUCCUGUAUGGCAACCGCGGCAGCAACCGCGCCUCGAGGGCGGAACUGCUGCGCCUGGAGCCCGAGGACCCGGCGCACAAGCCGCCCUCCCCCCACGACCUCGUCUACUUCGAGAAAUCGCCCAAUUUCUGCACGUACAGCGGACGCCUGGGAACGGCGGGCACGGCCGGGCGCGCCUGCAACAGCUCCUCGCCCGCGCUGGACGGCUGCGAGCUGCUCUGCUGUGGCCGGGGCCACCGUACGCGCACACAGCGCGUCACCGAGCGCUGCAACUGCACCUUCCACUGGUGCUGCCACGUCAGCUGCCGCAACUGCACGCACACGCGCGUACUGCACGAGUGUCUGUGAGAUGCUUCGCGGACUCGCCCCAGGAGCGUUCCCCUCUAGCCCACCCGGAUACGUGCCCACCCAGUCCCUCCAGCCACAACCCCCGCAAUUCAUACGUGCGCGAUCAUUUCUCCCACCUCCUCCUAUCGGGGGACUCCUGAAACCACUUGCCUGGGCCGGCAUGAACCCUCUUGCCAUCCUGAUGGACCUGCCCCGGACCUACCUCCCUCCCUCUCCCGGGAGACCCCUUGUUGCACUGCCCCCUGCUUGGCCAGGAGGUGAGAGAAGGAUUGUUCCCUUCCCCGUGGGGGUCAGCUUCUGACCGUGUGGCUCUGCUUCCUCCACCGCGCCAGUGAGCCCCCCCCCCCCCCCCCGCCUCUCUCCCUCCCCUUUAUCCUCCGUUUUUUCUCCAGAUCUUCUUACGCCCUUCCCAUUCUCCUGCCAAGGGUGCAGACGCUGAACACACACCUGGACAGCAGGGCCUUUCUCCUCCCCACCUACAACGGAACCGGGAGGUUCUAGGGUGAAAGGGCAGCUGUGGUGAUGUGGAAAAGGAGGUUGGGGGACCCAGCAGAAAUACCCCCAUUCUCCCAGCCUCUGUCAUGGAGCCAUUGAACAGCUGUGAGCCAUGCCUCCCUCACCCACCUCCUACCCCUUCCUGUCCUGCCUCCUCAUCAGUGUGUAAAUAAUUUGCACUGAAUCGUGGAUACAAAGCCACGAGUUUGGUUGUUGUAAAUAAAACUAUUUAUUGUGCUGGGUUCCGGCCUGGCUUGCAGAGACCACUUCCACCCCACCCCAGUCCCUCUCCCUUCUCCUCUCCUUCUGCUCUCCAGCCUCUUCUGAUCCCUCUCUUCCUCUCCCCAAUUUCUCAAAGAUGCCGUUGCCUACCGGAAUCAGCAUUUCCUUCCAUUGUAGCUAUUAGUGGCUCCCCACCCCCACCGAUGUAGUAUCUUCCU
Messenger RNA from Acinonyx jubatus (cheetah), 2463 nucleotides. RefSeq names its product Wnt family member 1 (gene WNT1). The record is from RefSeq and is a predicted model, not a curated record. Bases 416 to 1528 code for a protein of 370 amino acids. The transcript has 4 exons. Gene Ontology annotation, biological process: neuron differentiation; canonical Wnt signaling pathway; multicellular organism development. Gene Ontology annotation, molecular function: cytokine activity; frizzled binding. Gene Ontology annotation, cellular component: extracellular region. NCBI's taxonomy places the organism in Eukaryota, Metazoa, Chordata, Mammalia, Carnivora, Felidae.